CUAAGGAAGACGUGGGACAGUAUGUCCUUUCUGGCUUUCCGUAGUCGGCAACAUGUCUGCGCUCUGUGUUGUUGAUUGAACCAUAUGAUUGAACAACGCGGAGAAUGGACCCUGGGCAUUCUGACAUAACACAGAACAAUUUCAUAUAACGAAGCAGCUAUGGCUGAACAUGCUCCCACUGUGGCCCGCGCGGCAGUGCUGAAGGAGAGCUCCCCCCUCCCUGAGGACCUGCCUCAAAUCAAGGGCUACGACUUUAACCAGGGAGUGGAUCACAAGGCGCUGCUGCAGUCUUACCUCACCACCGGCUUCCAGGCCAGCAGCUUCGCACAGGCUGUGCAGGAGAUCAACAAGAUGAUUGAAAAGCGACAGGAGCCAUUGGAGGAGGUGGGUGAAUGUGACACUGAUUCUCAGCAGCCACGCUCGGGUUGCACCAUUUUUAUUAACAACCCAGAGUCCGUGUACUACUGGGCCUACAAGAAUGACAUUCCUGUGUUCAGUCCAGCCUUGACGGACGGUUCCCUGGGUGAUAUGAUCUACUUCCACUCCUACAAGAACCCUGGGCUUAUUCUAGAUAUAGUUGAGGAUAUCCGAAGACUGAACAGUACGGCUGUGUUCGCCAAGCGCACUGGAAUGAUUAUCCUGGGAGGUGGACUAGUUAAGCACCACAUCGCUAAUGCCAAUCUCAUGAGAAAUGGCGCAGACUUCUCUGUGUACGUGAACACAGCACAGGAGUUUGAUGGAUCUGAUUCAGGGGCGCGCCCCGAUGAAGCCGUGUCAUGGGGGAAGAUCCGCAUGGAUGCCAAGCCUGUGAAGGUCUACGCUGAUGCCACAAUCAUCUUCCCCUUGCUGGUUGCUGAGACCUUUGUCUCCAAUGCUGCCAGACUGACCGGAGAGAAGAAACACAGCUGUCACUCUUAAGCAAACCUGUACUUCUCUGAUUUCUCCCAUAUUUAUUGCUAUAUUUGAUUCUUUGUUUCAUCUUCUGCUGUUCCAUGACCCCUUACUCCUUCUCAUCCCGUCUUCCUACUUUCAUCUCCUCUCUUCCCAUUCCUCUUUCCCCAGUCCUUGAAUCCUUAGUCUUUCCCUCAGUUUCAGUAAAUUAUUUGCCUUAAGCAAAAACCUCUAGUUUUUGAUCUGCAUAAUUGCUGUAGAACCAUUUUACGUUGAAUUAGUUGUCAUGUCACACAUGGUCUUAUUGUACAGAAGACCUCAAGCAUACAGAUGGUGUCGGGUGUUGGUUGAGUCCUGUCUGCCGUGCAUGUCGGUGUCGAUGGUGAUGUAAGAGUGUAUAUGGCCUGGCGUUACGUUACGUGACCAAUAUGAAAACAACGACCUUGCAAAACUGAGCAGUAACUGGGAUUCUGAGUAUUUUUAUGAGAAAGGGAUGGAUGAAAUAAUAUGGCACUGAGCUGAAAUGAUGCUCUCUGUGACUCAGAUCUCAUUCACCGCUCAUAAAACAGAUAAGGGAAGUUUGAGAGCUAUGCAAGUGUAACACUUAAUUUUUUUUAAUUAUUAGACAAUAAUUAAAUUAGUACAAUGGGGGCAUCUCUGCAUUAGGGGCCAGUGGAGCCUGGCCCCCACCAGGGUUCGUGUUGAGCAGUGCAUGACAUGAAUAACAAUUCAGUGUAACUAUUAUGGCGCGUUUAUUACAUAUGACAUCACUAGUGCUGUUCCAUACGUUCCAAAUAACUUCCUGUACCUGUUAUAUACUCCUCCUGUUAGUCUUCAUUUAGCGAGCGUGGGCCGGCCCAUCAGCGUUUGUUUAACCAAUGGAGCAUGUUCAACGCUGUGGGCCACCAUCACGUUGGCCCCACCCUAAGAAAGCCAAUAAAAAAUAACAGAAUGACCUGUGUGGAGGCUGUUUAAUAAAUGUCAUUUUCAGCA
This is a messenger RNA of Paramormyrops kingsleyae, 1884 nucleotides long. NCBI's taxonomy places the organism in Eukaryota, Metazoa, Chordata, Actinopteri, Osteoglossiformes, Mormyridae. The record is from RefSeq and is a predicted model, not a curated record.